AUGAACAGGCUCUUUGGAACUAAGAGUUCCGUUCCAAAGCCUUCUUUAAAUGAUGCAGUGAAGAAUAUUGACGAAAGAAUAGGAACGUUCGAUGUCAAAUUAUCUAAGAUUAAUGCUGAGCUAUCAACGUAUCAACAAAAGAUAAGCAGGAUGAGGGACGGUCCUGGUAAAUCUGCUCUUAAACAGAAAGCUUUGAAACUUUUACGUCAGAGAAAGCAGAUUGAAGCACAAAAGGACCAGUUAGAGAACCAGUCUUGGAAUAUGACUCAAGCAUCGAUGACCACUGACAACUUAAAGAACACAAUGAUAACUGUUGAUGCCAUGAAAACCACGAAUAAAGAACUCAAGAAGACUUAUGGAAAAAUUGAUAUUAAUAAAAUAGAAGAUCUACAAGAUGAGAUGUUAGAUCUUAUUGAUAAAUCUAAUGAACUCCAGGAAUCUCUCCUGACUACGUACGACGUUCCAGACGAUAUUAGUGAGUCUGAAUUAGAUGCUGAAUUAGAUGCUUUGGGUGAAGAAAUGGAUUUUGAAAAUGAAAUAGGUGAAGGAGAUCUCGGGGCACCAAGUUAUUUGAAUGAAAAUCAACCUGUAGGAAACGAUAAGUUACCCACUUUUAUUGAUGAGCCAGAAGAAAAUGCAAAAGAAAUCGCCAGUUGA
Priceomyces carsonii is the source of this 657-nucleotide messenger RNA. RefSeq names its product Cta1p (gene CTA1). The transcript has a single exon. Lineage: Eukaryota; Fungi; Ascomycota; Pichiomycetes; Serinales; Debaryomycetaceae. The coding region runs from base 1 to 657 and encodes 218 amino acids. Gene Ontology annotation, biological process: late endosome to vacuole transport via multivesicular body sorting pathway; vesicle budding from membrane. Gene Ontology annotation, cellular component: multivesicular body. The record is from RefSeq and is a predicted model, not a curated record.